GUGUCGCUGCUGUGGCUGCGCGACGUGUGCGCGUGCGCCAAGUGCGUCGACGCCGACUCGGGCCAGAAGAGCUUCUCGACGUCGGAGCUGCCCGACGCGCCGGCGGUGCAGAGCGCCGAGCUCGCCGCGGACGGGUCGCUGCGGGUGGUCUGGGCGGGCGACACGCACGCGUCGGCGUGGACGCGCCAGGACGUGCAGGGGUGGCGGCGGGACCACGGCGGCGUGCGCACGCCGCACGCGCUUCCGGUGGCGCGCACGUUCUGGGACCGCUCCGCGUACGAGGGCCUGCUGGCGCGCGGCGAGUGCCGGGUGUCGUACCGGGAGUGGACGCAGGACGCGGGGGCGUUCUGGCGGGCGUUCGCGGCGCUGUGCGAGACGGGACUGAUCUUUGUCACUGACGUGCCCGACGGCGAGCAGGAGGUCGAGCACGUGGCGAACCAGAUCGGAAUCCUGCAGCACACCUUCUACGGGUUCACGUGGGACGUCAAGUCCAAGGCGCACGCGGAGAACGUGGCGUACACGAGCCAGUUCCUGUGCCUGCACCAGGACCUCAUGUACAACGUGCCGGUGCCGCGGCUGCAGCUGCUGCACUGCCUGGCCAACAGCUGCGACGGCGGCGAGUCGCUCUUCAGCGACGGCGUGCGCGCCGCCUACGAGCUGCGCCUGGCGCGCCCCGACCUCUACGACGUGCUGACGCAGCCCAUGGUCCACUUCCACUACGACAAGGAGCCCCACCGCUACGAGAUGGUCCGGAGCACCGUGGCCGAGACGGCUGGCGGGCUGACCGAGCUGACGCACUGGUCGCCGCCCUUCCAGGCGCCGUUCAGACGCGAGCCGGCGGGCGGCGCCGCGGAUGAGAAAUACACGCUGGCCAAGUGGAAGCAGGCGGCGGCGGCGUUCCAAGCCAGCCUCGAGGCGCCCGAGAACAUGGUCGAGGCCAAGCUGAAGCCGGGCGAGUGCAUCGUGUUUGACAACUGGCGCGUGCACCACGGCAGGCGAGAGUUUGCCACGGGCCAGGGGUCGCGGUGGCUCAAGGGGACCUAUGUUUCCGACCAGGUUCACAGGGCC
This is a messenger RNA of Lasiosphaeria miniovina, 1068 nucleotides long. RefSeq lists its product as uncharacterized. The transcript has a single exon. Gene Ontology annotation, cellular component: mitochondrion. Gene Ontology annotation, molecular function: oxidoreductase activity. NCBI's taxonomy places the organism in Eukaryota, Fungi, Ascomycota, Sordariomycetes, Sordariales, Lasiosphaeriaceae. The annotation marks the transcript as partial. Gene Ontology annotation, biological process: carnitine biosynthetic process. The record is from RefSeq and is a predicted model, not a curated record.